AUGCAGCAGCCUUUCUUGCCAGGAUCAGCUGCAGAGCUGCCAGAUGUGGACAUAAGGCAUCUGAAAGCAAUCUGCGAUGAGUCCGACCUGUUGGACAUUGCGCCAGAGGAAGGAGGUGACUGGUCAGCCACCUUCCGAGGGCGCGUCCAAGUGUUUGUAGAUAUCUACAGCCCCACGGACGAUUUUGCUCUCGAGACCUGGCGGGCUGCCAGAGAGUACUUCCAUUCCUUGCCUGAGAGCGAAGCCCUGCUUCCCGGAGGUCGCUACUCCUGUGCGCAGGCCCUGGUUCAGAGGCAGCUGCCGUUCCUCAGUGGCUUUUCGCUGGGUGAGGUCUGCCAUCUUGUGCAGCUGGCGAUCUCCAAGCACAAGAUACUAGGGUACUGUAACGGCGCCGUGGUGCCUUACAGCCGAUCUCAGUCGCGCGUGAAGGAGGAGUGCGCGGAGUCGCAGCAGCCGUGCGUCCAUGCGCCGAAAGAGGAUCCGGCGCUCACCCUGGCCUUGGCCACCUUGGAAAAGGCGCGGGAGCACCUUCGAGAGAUCCUGGCCUCGGCAGAGGUGCCCUGCGCCACGGGGCCUUCGAUGAUACCCCUGAGCAAUGUGAAGCGGCUGUUCCGGUCUAGGUACCAGAUCGAGCUGAGCGAGACAGCUUUGGGGCACUCGAAGCUCUCGGAGCUGCUGCAAGACCAGCGCUUUUCCGACAUCUGUGAGGUGCAACUUCAAGGGCAAGGCUACAUCGUGGUGCAAGCGCAGGCCAAAAACGAGCCCAUGGAGUUGGUCCCGAGCCGCUACGCUGGAGGACCCAUUGGUCCCACACGUGCCGACGACUCCGAGAGCCAAAGAACUCUGGGGAACUUGGCCAGCCUGGCCGUCGACUGCGCGCUGACACCGGUCAUCGACAGCAGCAAGUACGAUAGCCUGGACUUGUGCCAGGAACCUUGUCGGCCGUUCUGCGUGGGCGAGCCGCUCGCACUUGAGGAGGCCGGCUUCUGUGACCGGUUUCCUCCUGGCCUCGCUGACAGGGAGGUGAAGAACACUUUCAUCCACUCAGCAGUGACGCCGCUGGUCACACCAGAGCCAGGCUCCUUCCGGCGCUCGCAGUCUGUGCCGAAGGACGUGGCCUUUGCCUGCGACAUGGACAAGAUCCUCACCGCUGGCCGCGACACGGCUUGUAGGUCCCCGCCGACUUAUAGUGUCGUACCCUCGCCUGCAUUUCUGCCUCCCCCGACGCCGAGCUCCCCACUCUACUCACGUGGCUACGAGGCGUUACUUCUGUCGCAGAUGGAGCAAUCUCACCCGUUGAACACAGUCAUUCGCCUGGCAGACCUGAUUUGA
This is a messenger RNA of Symbiodinium natans, 1332 nucleotides long. The record is from the annotation of a GenBank genome assembly. Lineage: Eukaryota; Dinophyceae; Suessiales; Symbiodiniaceae.